This is a messenger RNA of Rotaria sordida, 2373 nucleotides long. The record is from the annotation of a GenBank genome assembly. Lineage: Eukaryota; Metazoa; Rotifera; Eurotatoria; Philodinida; Philodinidae.
AUGAUGAAUGGAGAACAUAAUGAUGGACAAGUAUCGGACACAUAUUUGGAUAAUAUUAUAAAACAACUUGAAAUAUCUGAUGGAUCACAAGCAACAUCAUGUGUUCGUUCGGUUUUUGUUCGAAAUGAUGCUGGAACAUUUUUAAGAAAACUUGAUGAACGUAUUAAAUAUUAUGAUAAUGAAAUAGAAAAAUUAUGUAAUUUUCAAUAUCAAAGUUUUGUUAAAUCAUUUCAUGAAUUAUUACAAGUACGAAAAGACACAACAAGUAUGAAGAAUGAACUUGUUAAAAAUAAUCAAAUGAUGCAAGAAGCUGGACAAAGUUUAGCAAAAAAAACUGAAGGUUUAAUUAAAGAAUAUCAUCGACAGAGUAAUAUACAACAAACUAUUGAUGCUUUAUCACAAGCAUUUCCAGUCUUUGAAACAUAUCGAAAAUUACAAGAAUGUAUGGAAGAAAAAAAACUUUAUCCAGCAUUGAAACUACUUGAACAAUUAGAAACUAAACAUCUUGUUCUCGUAAAAGAACAUCGUUGGUCAGAACUUAUUCAGCAUAAUAUUGCAAAAUUUCGUAAUCAAAUUCGUAAUGAAUCACAUAAUGAAUUGAAAAAUUUUCUUGAAAAUGUUGCAACACAUGCAGAUAAAAUUGGAAAAAGUGCUUUUGCACAAGCAGCUGCUCGUCUUGAUAUAGAUCGACGUUAUUAUAUGUUAGAAGAAGAUCGAAGAAAAGAUCAACAACAACAAGCAGAUGGAUCAACUGAUUUAACUUUAAUCAAUAUGAAUAUAACUGAAAUAAUAGAUUUUUCUCCCAUAUAUAAAAGUCUUCAUAUAAAUUUAUUUCUUAACUGUAAAGAAGAAUUUUCAAAACAUUAUCAACGUGAAAAACAAAAACAAGCACCUGUUAUUAUGGAUGUACCACCUAAAAUGCAUGAAUCAUUUGAUGCAUUUAAAAAAUAUUUACAACGUGUAACAGGUUUUUUUAUUGUUGAAGAUCAUGUUAUGAAUACAACUGAAGGUUUAAUUGAUCAAAGAUUUUAUUAUGAAUUAAGUGAACGUGCAACACAACAAUUAUUAGCUGUACUUAGACGAGCAGUGGAUUUUUGUUUACAACCGAUUUCUACCGGCGGGUCAACAUCAUACAAUCCAGAUUUAAUGCUUGAUAUGAAAAUUGUUGUCGUACUUUUUUGUGCUGCUAUAAAAGAAUCUGGCUUUCCAGUUACACCUUUAUUGGAUGUUUUAAUGGAAUUAAGAGAAAGUUAUCAACAAUUAUUAUUAACACAAUGGGGUCAAAAAUUUAAAGAAAUUCUUAGAAAAGAUAAUUAUACACAAAUGGUUAUUGAAGAUGAAACACAAUAUCAACUUCUUUUAAGACAAUUUCCAUUAAGAAUCGAAGCAACUGAAAAAUUACCAUUUCCACGUUCAUUACCAUAUAGUGAAUCAGUACCAAAAAUAUUUUUAGAAAUAAAAGAUUUUGCAGCAGUAUGUGCAAAAUUUGCUAAAGGUCUUAAUGUUAGUAAAACUGAAAUUGAUGAUAUGAUUCGAAAACCAUCAAAUUUAUUAUUAACAAAAACUCUUAAAAGUUCUUUAGUAGAUUUAACAGCUGCUGAAUCAGAACUACAACUUAAUUUUUCACAACUUGUUCAAAUUUGUAUUAAUACAAUACAUUUAGAAAAUUCAAUGCCUUAUUUAGAAGAUUAUAUUGUUGCUCUAGUACAGUGAGUAAUAAAUUUUGAUCGGAUUUGUUUUCUUUAUUUUUUAAUGAGAAUAUCAUGAAGAUGUGUUCGGAUUGAGUAUUUCAGAAGUCAAACAUUAAUUUAAAAAUGAACAAUUAUCAAUCACAUCUAAACAGAACUGCAGGAGGAUGCGAAUGGUUUGUGGAUGAAAAAAUUUCAUAAUGUUUUCAUUUUAUCUUUGCGAUUCAUAGUGAAGUUGCAUUUUCAAGAGUUCCAUAAAUUCAGAACUCAUGGAAUUUACCCACUAUUGAAAACGGUAUACUCAUAAUUAGUUGACUCGAAGUCAUUUGUCAAUAGGAAGUAUUUUGGUGUGGGACACUGUGUCUACGUAGACUGGUUUUUAUGGAAAAUACGUGUGCAAAGUGAGCUUAGUCGUUCCUGAAACUCUUGAUUCUUAUAUCACUUUGUAGAAAACAAUCUCAUAUUUAAUUCUAUGCAAAAAACGUCAAUUUUCUCGUCUUUAAAAGGUCGAUUCAUAACUCCUAAGUCAGCAAUCCUAGAAAAAUAUAGAACAUAUAUUGGAAAUUCGAUUCAAACUCAAUGCUUUCAAAUCUCUGCGCAGAUGUUUUUUAAGAGGCUGAAAAAUGAACGAACCACUCUUUGAUAACGCGUUAAUCAACAAUAGCCAAGAUUGCUUCUAGUGCCU